Cercospora beticola is the source of this 1152-nucleotide messenger RNA. RefSeq lists its product as uncharacterized. The record is from RefSeq and is a predicted model, not a curated record. Lineage: Eukaryota; Fungi; Ascomycota; Dothideomycetes; Mycosphaerellales; Mycosphaerellaceae.
AUGCCACGAGUCCCGGACGAACUGUCCGCUGACCAACAGGGUGCUGACAAGUUGACACCGAAAGACCAAGGUGCUGUCGAGACCUCCGCAGAGCGCCACUCCUACCUCUUGAAUGAACCUUGCAAGCCUGAACAGCAGCAAGCAGGCUUUAAGCCCUUUGGAAAGUAUCAACAUCCUCAAUCUCGUGGAUGGGUCAAAGACCAACUUCUCAAGUCCAAGUCGCAAUCCGUUGCAGCCAAACCCAAUCGACAUGAUUCUCUGGAGCCCCUCGAUGAGCGCGAAAUUGAUAUCGAACCAACGAAGGAGCCCGUGAAGCUCAAUCAAGAUAAGGGGUCUGUAGCUGGCCGAUCCUGGCGCGGCAAGCAAGGAGGCUUCCGUACAAAGACAGCGACGACUUACGCCUUGCCGAAGAAGUCGGCCUUCGAAUGGCCUGUUGGUCGGGCAGUCGCUCCAGCAGUACCAUCUGCCCCAGCCCCACCGGCAAAUGCAACUCACCCAGAGCCGGCACUGCCACUGUUCGUUAGCUCAAACUCUGCUAAUUACCAGACCCAUGCUAGCACUGGUCGCACUUGGCGAGAUUUUGAUAUCGGUGAUGUGUUCUGGAUCUCGUGGACAUCUUACUACACUGACCCCCAAGUGACUGCCGACCCCCAGUCUCUCUACCAGACUCGCGAUGGUCCGAAGGUCACAAAAGUGCGUCUGCAUGUUUGUGUGUCGAAAUCCGAGUUCCUGAUGCGAGCUUUGCCUAUCUUUUCUCAUAACAACGGAGGCAUCGUCAAGAUUCCACAGGACCGUCAGUAUGAGUUCUCCUGCAUGAAGCAAGUUGGUGACACUACUCGUGUUACCCACCCCCUGGGCACUCAAGUCCUGAGCUUCGAGAGCACUCUUCCAGACUUCGAACUUCGCAACACCAGCACUGUGCGUUUAGUUGAGUCGCAGCCUGUGCACUAUGAUCAGCGAAUUCUGAAGGUCGGUCAUCUCGCUGCGUACUCAAUCACUCAGCUGAGCCAGCAGAUGGCCAAGGCUGAGCAGACCGGAAGCUGGAAGUUCUCACAGAAGACCGACAAGCAGAAGCGGGACGAGAUCAUUGUGAAGAAGCAGGCGAGUAUCGCCGCGGUGAAGACCAUGCCUCCGCCUGGAAAGAAGUUGUGA